UUUCCCAACGUGUACAUCCACCGCAAGGUAGCAGACACAGCAGCAAAAUCCUGCGCAAUAUGCUUCAAGCUUAGCACAAGUGUACUCAUAACCGAGGGAAAACAGGACUUCUUUUACGUGUGCACUUCACAUCUCAAGGAUCACGGGUUUUGCACCCCCAUUGUCGAUCAAGCCGCCAUCGAGGCGAAGAAGAAAAAGGAGCUUGAAGAAGAAGUCGAGAGGGUGAAGAAGGAGUACGAAGAGAAGCAGCGUAAGAAGAAGGAGAAGGACGAGGCCGACAAGUCCAAGGGCAAGGAAGAGGACAAGAAGACAGAAGAAAAGAAACCGGAGGACGGAGGCAGUGAGAAGAAAGACUCAGCCCCCAACGGAAAGGAGCAGGAGCAGGCGAAACCGGAAGAAGAGCCGCGUGUCUUUCAACUUCACAGAUCCUUCUAUCAGAAUCGGCUGUCAAUGAAGCGACAGGCUGAGGCGGAUAAGCGAAACCGCGAGCGAUUCUCCAAUCCGUCCUUCUUCCCUUCUGUGCCGAAGGGGCUGCCUUGACCCACAACAGAUGGUCAUAUCGAAAAGCAGUCAGCACACCAUAAAAGUAGGGGGUGAACAGGUCGCCGACAUCGGCUUCCUGGCUGAUCACCAACGAAACAUCAAAAUCAUUUCACUGCAGCUCUGGCGACGCGUCGCUUGACCUCCCCAAAGGGCUGGCUCCGUCGCGUGAAGGUCAUGUCAUGUGGGCUUUAGUGUAGUAAGCAGAUUGCUUGACGGUGAACGUAUCGAUUAGGUGUGAUGACUCGGUACGCUGGGUCGAAUUACGAGGCGAUGCCGUCGUUGGGGGCUCACGUCUUGUAUCAGUCGAGUCCCGUGUACUUGGAGAGCGGAAAGCAAAGAGUAUUUCGAAUGUACCAGUGUACAAAAACUCAGUUUUGGCCCCCUCCCCUAGCCUUCUGGCCGUGUAGGGGUGGGCUAGGUUUCCCCGCCUUUUCACUACGGGAUGAGAUCUGGCACUUUGUGAUCGGGAGGAUUGCGGCUUGUAGGAUUCCCGCUGACGAGGAGGCUCGCCUUUUUAUUUUACUUUGAAAGUGACGUGGAUUUGGCGGGAAUGUGGGUAGUGUGCAGAAAAGUCCCCUUCCAUAAGUACAUCAAGUAUGAGCCUGGUGUCGGAAGAAUUUCAAGGUCAGCGUACGGCAACGGUCAUCUUGACCUUGG
Molecule: messenger RNA, 1200 nt
Organism: Cryphonectria parasitica EP155
Lineage: Eukaryota; Fungi; Ascomycota; Sordariomycetes; Diaporthales; Cryphonectriaceae
Exons: 4
Coding region: 781-1071 (96 amino acids)
Source: RefSeq, a predicted model, not a curated record